Messenger RNA from Colletotrichum scovillei, 2089 nucleotides. RefSeq names its product acyltransferase. Gene Ontology annotation, molecular function: 1-acylglycerol-3-phosphate O-acyltransferase activity. Lineage: Eukaryota; Fungi; Ascomycota; Sordariomycetes; Glomerellales; Glomerellaceae. Gene Ontology annotation, cellular component: endoplasmic reticulum; membrane. Bases 223 to 1650 code for a protein of 475 amino acids. Gene Ontology annotation, biological process: phosphatidic acid biosynthetic process. The transcript has 2 exons. The record is from RefSeq and is a predicted model, not a curated record.
CACACUUCGGUUGAUUAACGGUUGCCUCUCUCUCGCUCUCUCCCUUCCCCGCCAACCCAGAGAGCUUGAAGUGCGGUGUGCAGCGCAGCACCAUCCAAUGCCACCAAUAUCCGUACAAUUUACCGAUCCGUCCUUGCCUGUACCAUACGGAGACCUUCCAGUUGCCCAUCCCACCACUUGGCGCUUCCCGUUUCCACUUCUUGCAGUUCUGUGACCUGUCGCAUGCUGACUCUUGACUUGUCUUUGGUCCGCGCCCACCAAUUCCGAUUUCCCUUACAUCGUCAUUGCGAGUCGAGUCCCCUUCUCCGUUCAACUUCCUCCCCUCCAACCUUCUCUCUGAGACACGCAUCCAUACGGACACCUUGUGCUCCUAUCCUUCCCACUGGAACAUGUGUCUGCGGAAGCUGUAGCCUUGCCAUCUCUUUUCUUCCCUCUCCAUUUCUCUUCCCAGCCUUGGUACUGCCGCCUGUCAUCGUUCCCUCCGAGACAGAAACAUCCCAUCGCUUUACCGCGCCCUUGCGACGAUCCUCCGUUCCACGGCCUCAACCCCGCCUCCAGAAAAAAGCUCCCUCCUCAACACAACCCGCCGUUCCGAGGCGCGCCCCCCAAAGAAGCUUAACGCACGCCCAGUCCGAUUUCCUCAAUCUCUCUCAAGCUUCCGCGCGCCUGUCUCCUUUCACGCCCAUCUGCCGCCGUUUCCUAAUCAGCCACGCGCACCCACCACCGCCAGCAGCCAUGUCGGCUUUCCUGGGCUACAUAUACUCCUUCUUCAAGGGUUAUGCCGCCCUCGUCGUCGCCCUCUACAUGCUGUCCUACGUUGUUCCCAAGGCCGCCUUUGGCGCUCGUGUCCUCGCCUCCUACAUCUCGCUCGCCGUAGCGGCCGGCUGGGGCGUCUUUGCCUCCAUCUUCCUGAAGCUCAUCGGCGAGCAGGGCAUUGCGCAAUGGAUGACCGGCCGGUUCUUGUACUACAUCAUGGCCGUCACCACAGGCGUUACCUUUGAGGUCAUCGAUCCCAACCACAUUCUCGACAACACUCGCCCUGCCGUCUUUGUCGGCAACCACCAGACCGAACUCGACGUCUUGAUGCUGGGCACCAUGUUCCCCAAGUACUGCAGCGUCACUGCCAAAGCCUCGCUCAAGAAGACGCCCAUCCUCGGCUGGUUCAUGACCCUGAGCGGCUCCAUCUUCAUCGACCGCAAGAACACAAAGGAUGCCAAAGAUGCCAUGGCCGGCGCCGCUGAGCAGAUUCGCAAGAGGAAUCAGAGCGUGUACAUGUUCCCUGAGGGUACCCGUAGCUACGCCAAAGACCCUGUAUUGCUGCCCUUCAAGAAGGGCGCCUUCCACCUGGCCGUUCAGGCUGGUGUGCCCAUUGUACCCUGCGUUGUCGCCAACUACAGCCACGUCCUCUACCUCAAGGGCCUCAUCUUCAACUCUGGAAAGAUCCCCGUCAAGGUCUUGGACCCUAUUCCCACUACUGGCCUGACCGCUGCCGACGUCGACGAGCUCACCCGCAAGACCCGAGACCUGAUGUUGGAGGAGCUCGUCAGCCUGACCGAAAAGGCCCAGGGCAGGCCCAUGAAGGUCGCCCACGACGUUCCUUCCGCGAAGACGACCGGAACCGACGCCACGGAUACCGUCUCGGCUCUGUAAAGCCCCGAGGCUUUGAAUGGGUCAAGAACCUCGGUUCAAAAAGACACAAUGUUGGAAACCAUGCCAGAUCGGGGGCGGGCAUCUCCAAAUUAAACACAUACAACUCGUACAAAAGACAAGACGGGUCAGAUGGCAACAUCUCCAUCACAAGAGGCUUCCAAACAGCCAAGUUAACACGCUUACGGGUAGGGUAGUUAGAUUCAGGUGGGUGGGGGAGCACGUCUUGAUACCCUAUAGACCGAAAGUACUUGCAUUUCUCUCCUUGCUCGAUUGGCCUUUCACCGGGCCAUCACGGGUGUUUGGGAAUCUAGACGUUCGGCAUGACAUGUAGAUGAGAUACGGCGUGCAGGCAGCAUCUUGUUCAAAAAAUGAUAUUUUUCGUUCAAACUUAUGAUGUCUCGUGGGCGGACAACUGGAAGGAUUCUAGUCUGUUAGGUCA